GUUUGAUUUGCAUAAUUUCUACUUACUAGGCUGGCACGCACGGCCUAUUGAAUUGCAAACUCUCUCCUUUACUCAUAUUUUGCGAAGUACACCACAACUAAAGAUCAGAUAAUGGAAGAGGCCGAGGCGAGGGAAGAAGACACUCCAACUUUAACGAAGAAACUUCGUGAUUUUUCCGUAAAGUACGUCAAGAUUUCUGAGGACGACAUGACUCUCGCCAGAAAGUUGGUCAAAGAAUACAUAGAAAACAAGAUCAUAAUGUACUGUCAGGAGAAUUCUAAGAUUCAGAUACUAAAACUGGAGUACACUGGCAGUUUUUACGAGAAGCUGAAGACUGAAGCCGCUGAUGAAGUAGAUAUCAUGGUAGUAUUUAAAACGCAAAGAGCAGAAAUCAAGGUAAAAGAAUCCGGAGUGCCCGGGUUUGUCCUUCUCAUGGCAAGAGAAAGCUCAGUGCUACGUAAUUAUGCGUGGGAUAAUGGAUGUAUUAUCCCCAAAUGUAUCCGAGAUCGUUGGUUCAGUCUCGUUCAGCGAGCUGUGAAUUAUAUCCACGCUAAGCCACCAUUCUCUGAAGUACAUGUACUUCUGCGUAACCACGGACCAGCUGUCCAGUUAGACAUUGAAAAAAUUUUAUCAGUUGAUCUCGUCCCUUGCUUCCAAGUCGAGGGUAAAUAUUAUGUGCCCAAGCCUCUGAAAGGGAAACGAUUUGUGUCCUACCCAGAGCUUCCUUUUUGGAGGCAGUCGUUUUCGGUAGAGGAGAAGCAAGUUUUACAGUUGAUGGACAGGAGAGACCAUGGCUGCAGGCACGAGCUUCUCCGAAUCGUGAAGACCGUGGUGAAAAGACCGGAGACAUCUUUACCAAUGGAUUCCUUUUACUUGAAAAACGCCUUUAUGCACUACAUUUACGGAGGAGGCAAAGAUUGGGUGAGCGGAGACGCGUUAGGAAAGCAUUUCCUUCACUUCCUAGAGACAUUACGGAUUCAUAUGGAGAGAAGAAUUCUUCCUCACUAUUUCCUACCUGAUGCAAACCUUCUGGAUGAUUUUAAGGAAGGAGUCGUCAAGCAGAUGGCAAAUCGUUUGAGGAGGAUUCUGGAAAGCGAAAAAAGGCUAAACAAAAUUCUUGAAUAGUUUCGACCACUCUGUCUUUUUCGCGCUGUCAGCGAUAUCUACCAUUUUACCGAACUCGAGCUGCACAUUUUUUUGGUAAAGGGCUAGUUGUAAACCCACCCAAAAAAUAAUUUUUGGCAGAGAUUUGAUUUGUGUCUGACCUACCAAAUCGUUUUUAUCUUUAAGUAGAUGUCUCAUAACACAUGCAGCCGAGGUUUAACACUCCAAUCUAUCGUCAUGUGGACGCUGAAAGUUCAAAUAUGUUUGACAAACUAUAUAAAGAAGGAGCGUAAGUUUCUAAAGUAACGGUGGUUGUUUCGUCGGUGGGAGAGCGUAACAUAGUAAUUUGGUAUAGUCAACUGAGUUAGUAAAUUGGCCAAUUUACGUUAUCAGCUCAGUUGUCGACGAACAAACAUGGUGACCAGAAACAUUUGUUAACGUUGUCAAAUCUUCCUUGGGAGCAAACCAUGAUUUCAUAUAUAGUGGUAAUUAUUGAAAUGUCCCACAGACAUACGAGACACUGAUUUCUGGUACAGAAAUUUCAUCGAAUUUCAAUCCCUCCAUUUAUUUCUGAGUCAGAGUAAAAAAAUAUACACAACCCAGGUGAUGUGAACACAAUAUUGGAAGUGUAUAACGUGUUCCCUUUUUCAUCUUCUGCAAAAUUUUUUUUUUAAUUUGUCUAUCUAUUCAUUAACCUUAGAAAUGGAACUCAACCAAAUAUGAAUGGGAUAAACGAAAAGCUGCUGAUUUGUUUAAAUGCUACGGCAUGAAAACGAUCAAAGGUCAAAGUAUCGCACAUUAGAGAAAUCUUCCGCAUAUUAUCGCUUGCGAUAUAAUUUUGGCGUGUAACUAGGCAGAAAUUAAUUUACCCGUAGAGAGCAAUCUGGAAUUAGGUGUGGAAAAUCAUGAUCAGUCAGAGCUGUUUUACUUAUACCUCUAUGACUUGCCAUCUUCUACCAACCAGAUCCACAACUAAAAACUGUCACAACAAAGUCCUUCAGAAAUCGGGCGACUAAGAUUGCGGUUAUAUCACAUUUGAUUACGAAAAAAACAAAAAAACAAACAAACAGAAAACAAAAAUCAAAUUCUUUUACAAAUAACACUUUCCACCACCUAUCCUGAUACGGUAACUUAAAAUGUCCAAGCCGAAUCAUGAUUUGCUGCAACAGAAAAGAUGCUCGCAAACUUGGAGCAAAUUUACUCAGACAUAUCAAUCAGUUCAAGCU
Pocillopora verrucosa is the source of this 2330-nucleotide messenger RNA. Lineage: Eukaryota; Metazoa; Cnidaria; Anthozoa; Scleractinia; Pocilloporidae. The record is from RefSeq and is a predicted model, not a curated record.